This is a messenger RNA of Cololabis saira (Pacific saury), 2444 nucleotides long. RefSeq names its product forkhead box C1-A-like. Gene Ontology annotation, biological process: cell differentiation; anatomical structure morphogenesis; regulation of transcription by RNA polymerase II. Gene Ontology annotation, molecular function: DNA-binding transcription factor activity, RNA polymerase II-specific; RNA polymerase II cis-regulatory region sequence-specific DNA binding. The record is from RefSeq and is a predicted model, not a curated record. Bases 693 to 2072 code for a protein of 459 amino acids. Lineage: Eukaryota; Metazoa; Chordata; Actinopteri; Beloniformes; Belonidae. The transcript has 2 exons.
AAGGCAGAGGAGAAAAGAAAAAAAAGGAAAAGGUUUCUUUAGUGUAGUAGCUCCACCAGCUCCGCCGACAUUCCUCUGGUUCCUCUUAAUGUUGACUGAAGCAGCAGAGCGCUCUGCUGUCUGCGCUCCCCGGCGGCCCACGGCGGCUUGAGAGAGAGAUUAUUCCAGAGAGAGAGGAGAGGACUGCGGGAGGAGAAGUGCGGGAGAAGUGUGGGAAAAGUGCGGAGGAGGAAUACCGGAGAGUUGCGGGAGCAACGGAGGCACCGGGGCGACUUUGGAGCCACUUUGGAGAGCUUUGCGCGCUUGUUCCACGCGGCGCAGGGAGGAGAGGAGAAGUGCGGGAGGAGAAGUGUUGGAGGAGAAGUUCGGGAGAGCUGCGGGAGAAGUGUUGGAGGAGAAGUUCGGGAGAGCUGCGGGAGAAGUGCGGGAGGAGAAGUGCGGGAGGAGAAGUGCGGGAGAGCCGCGGGAGGAAUACCGGAGGAGCUGCCGGAGCACCGGAGCCGCUUUGGAAAGCUUUUACGCAGCGCGCAGUGCUGUCUCAACUGCGGCUUGAAAAGAGAGACUUCCAGGCGGCUCCGAGAGGGAGAGGACUGCGGGAGAGAAGUGCGGGAGAGCUGCGGGAGAGCUGCGGGAGAGCUGCCGGAGGCACCGGAGCCGCUUUGGAGAGCGUUUACGCUGCGUAAAAGCGCAGAAUGCAGGCGCGCUACUCCGUCUCCAGCCCCCCCAGCUCCCUGGGAGUCGUGCCGUACAUCAGCAGCGAGCAGAGCUACUACCGCGCCGGCGGGGGGGGCUACGCCGGCCUGCCGGCGCCCAUGAGCAUGUACUCCCACCCCCCCCACGAGCAGCCGUACCCGGCCGGCGUGGCCCGCGCCUUCCACCACGGCCCGUACGCGCACCAGCACCAGCACCAGCACCACCAGGCCAAGGACCUGGUGAAGCCGCCCUACUCCUACAUCGCCCUGAUCACCAUGGCCAUCCAGAACUCCGCGGAGAAGAAGAUCACCCUGAACGGCAUCUACCAGUUCAUCAUGGAGCGCUUCCCGUUCUACCGGGACAACAAGCAGGGCUGGCAGAACUCCAUCCGGCACAACCUCUCCCUCAACGAGUGCUUCGUCAAGGUCCCGCGGGACGACAAGAAGCCCGGGAAGGGCAGCUACUGGACCCUGGACCCGGACUCCUACAACAUGUUCGAGAACGGCAGCUUCCUGCGCCGCCGCAGGCGCUUCAAGAAGAAGGACGUGGUGCGGGAGAAGGAGGAGGAGGACCGGGGCCGGCGCGGGGGGAAGGACCCGUGCGGGGCCCCGGAGCCGGUGUCGGGGCCCGGGGGCCCGGGCCCGGGGCCGCUGCGGCUCCAGGACAUUAAGACGGAGAGCGGGGGCUCCACGCCCCCCCAGGCCGAGUCCCCCGCGCUGGGGGCCGCGGCCAAGACGGAGAGCCCGUCCGGCUCCAGCGGCGCGUCCUCGGGGAGCCCCGUCCCGUCCUCCCGCGCCCUGGGCCUGGAGCCCCCGCAGGGCUUCACUGUGGACAACAUCAUGACCUCGCUGCGGGGGGGGUCCCCGCAGGCCGAGCUGCUCUCCCCGUCCCGGACAGGCCUCAGCUACUCCCCCCCCGGGGGCCCCGGGGGCCCCGCGGGCCCCGCCGCGUACGGGAACAACCAGGGCGCCACGUACCACUGCAACAUGCAGGCCAUGAGCGUGUACGCGGGGGAGCGCGGGCCCGGGGGGGUCGAGGAGCCGCUGCCCGACUACUGCAUCACCGCGGCCGCGGGGCCGAACCUGCAGGGCCCCGGGGGCCCCGCCGCGGGCCCCGCCGCGGGCCCCGCCGGGGGGGGCCAGGACCAGGCCCGCCUGGUUCCGUCCUGGUACGCGGACCUGGGCCACCUCAGCCCCGGAUACCCGUCCGCGCAGCAGCAGAACUUCCACUCGGUGCGGGAGAUGAUGUUCGAGUCCCAGCAGCGGCUCGGGCUCAACGGCUCCCCGGCAGGAGGAACCAGCAGCUGCCAGAUGUUUCCGUCCGGCCAGCCGCUCUACCGAACCCCCGGGGCCUUCGUUUAUGACUGCAGCAAGUUCUGAGAGAGAGAGAGGCCUUUUUUCAGAUAAAUAAUAUAUAUUUCCCCGUAUUUUUGUGCCUUUUUUCUGCUUUUCUCCCUCCGAAUUCACGGACACGAGGUUUAAGGGAAUUUUUGACAUUUUUUUAUUCUUUCUGAGAGCUGUGUAACACCAAAAACACGUAAGUUGCCUUCACCUCUCACUUUGAGGAUUGUUUUAUGACCAGACUGUAAAUUAUAGCCUAAUAUAGUAAUUUAUUUUGUAGGAAAAGGGAGUGGAUGUUGAGGACCAAACUUUUUAAGCCAGUUUUCUUAUUGUUGCUGCAGUUUUUGUAAAGAUGUGCGGGGGGAGGAGGGAGAGGAGGGGGAAUUGUAGACUAUACUGACCUUAUUUUAU